UAGUCCUGAGAGCAUACCUUAAGAGCCUCUGUCAGUUGCAAAUCGUAACGACUUAGGAACGUGUUGGGGGUCCGUGAAAGGUUAAAUGUCAGUUGAGUUGUGUUCAAAGAAAAAACCAGUCAGGCCUUGAUAGCAAAACUACAAGACAAGGUUGUUAAGAAAGGACCUUGUGGCUAACCAUGUUAGCCAGCGAUGUGGACUAGCUUAGCUACGUGGACGGACGCGGAUUGGCGUUAACUCGUGUCACCUGCACCCACUGGCUAGUGUCUAGCUAAACUGCGUAGGUUAGAAAGAAAUCAAACCUCUUGGUCGGUUGUCAUCGACAACCUGCACACCCAGGAGCUCGUCUCCGAAGACUGUCUGCAGUAAGGUUGUAUGCCCAGUGUUGCUUUUGAUUUGUGGCAGACGGUGCCUAUCAGAUUGGCACUAGGACAGGGAGCAGAAAAUGAGAGGUCUGGCUAUUGGUGUUUGCUGGCCAGCCUAGAUGCAGAUAUGCCCCGGUGGUCCACUCCCUAAUGGACCGAGACACCUUCUCCCACAUUCGCCUGUGGUGCCCACGCCCCUUUGGCACCUACUCCCAGAACAAGGUUCGCAAUGCAGGCUCAGGGGUCAGUGGUGGAGGGACAGGGCCCCCCUCCCUCUGCAAGGUUGAGCCCUCUGCAGGAGGCAUAAGGUCGCUGGAUGAAAAUGAGGGCGGAGGGAUGAUUUUGGGAGAGCAGGAGGAGAACGGAGAUGGGGAUGAGGAAGGUGCUGGUUCGGAGAAUACACCCCCUGACUCUGAGCUCAGCUCCAUCUCCCUGACACAGAGUCAAGCCCCUCCGCCCUCCUCAGCCCCUUCCUCACCACCCUCUUCAGGGGCACAGAUGGAGGAUGGCCGUGUGCUGUUGGAUACCUGGUAUGUUAUCAAGCCAGGAAACACCAAGGAGAAGAUUGCCUUCUUCGUUGCACAUCAGUUCAGUGGAGCAGGGCUGCCCAGACCCAGUGCCAUGAAGGUGAAAGGUAACUGGGCAACUGACUGCAGUAAGGCAAAACGACGAAGGCGAUGCUCCUCUUAUGACCCUCCAACCCGUUCCAAAACCAGGUCAGAUGCCCACCUUAAACAUGACCCCUCUCCGGCUCCUGAUUCUUCUCCCAGCCCAGAUGAGCCACCACUGGGAGGGGUGAGUGAGACAGACCUGCUGUCUGUGGCAGAGAUGGUGGCCUUGGUUGAGCAGAGGACGGCAAUGGCCCUCCAGGGGAUGGUGGCUGUUCAGGGCAGCCAGCAACAGCACCAGCUUCCUAUUUCCCACAGUGAUGGGCUCCCUUCCCACCAGCACACCGUCAUCCAGGGCACUGUGUCAGACCCAACCCCUUUGGUGUUUCUGUCAGAAAGUUCAGAGCCCCAGCCCUCUGUGGAACCACCAGAAUCAUCUUCUCCCAUCCAGACUGACCAAGAGCUAGAGGACCAGCAACAGGAAUCGUGCAGGGUAGCUCAAGCCAUUGCACACUUUGAGUCCCAGAACCUGGAAAAUAGACUCAGACUAGGCUCUGGCUGUGCAAGUGGAAUAGACUCAUUUAAUAAAGACAGAGAAAGGGAGCGUAAAAGAGGAGGUGAGUUGGGGGCUGGUGUUGCAGCCCCUCCCCCACCACCCACCCAUGGUCAUGGCGAGGUAAGGAUAGCUUUUCGUGUGUCCAGCAUGGACCCACGGUCCCAGUCGGAACCUGUUGGCAGACCCCACUGUAUGUUUAUGAGCUGUGGUGGUGGGAGCAGUCAGACAGGAGCCAGGGCCAAAGAAAAGAUCACCUGCGACCUCUACCAGUUAGUCAGCCCCUCCUCAAGAGACCCAAGCAGCCUUUUGCUUGCUGCUGCCUCUGCUGCCCCCAAACCAGAUGGAGACCACCCAGACAGGCAGCCAUGCAGUAGCCCAGAUCCGGCCCAAGAGCUUUCUUCUGCGGAGAAGAAGGCUGUGGGUGUGGGGAGGGAGAGAGUGACUGGUUUCCAUGUAGAAGUGGUCGUGACAGGUGCUGUGGACCAGUGUGUGUUUUAUGGAAAAGACAGCACAGAGAAUGUGCAGGAGGAAACUGUGUGUUUUGGAAUGUCUGGUGGAGGAGGGGGAGGCGGGAGUGUAGGCAGCUCCACUGACCCUUCUUCUGAUGAUCCUCCACCUGGGCAGCUCUUUUUUCUUCAGCCAUCCCGGGUCCCAGAGGAGGAUGUGAAAGGAACAGGUAACAGCAGCGGAUCAGCAGUGUGCUCUUUGGACUGUGCCAACAAUAACAGUUCUGGAAAGGGGGUGGUAGCGGGCUCGGGGGAGCGGGUAUCACGGCCAGACUCUCCCCUGACUAGCGUAGGGGUAGUGGAUGACUGCUCUGACCCUUCCCUGUGCCGUCUCUACCGGCAUGUCUCUCACGACUUCCUAGAGAUUCGCUUUCAGAUCCAGCGUCUACUAGAACCGCGCCAGUACAUGUUGCUGCUCCCAGACCACAUCAUGGUCAACAUCUUUAGCUACUUGCCCACACGUUCCCUGGCUGCUCUCAAGUGCACCUGCCAUGACUUCAAGGCGCUGAUUGAGACCUAUGGGGUGCGGGCAGUGGACUCUCGCUGGAACCAAGACCCUCUCUAUCGAGAUGAUCCCUGCAAGCAGUGUAAGCGGCAGUAUGAACGUGGGGACGUUUCCCUCUGCCGCUGGCACCCCAAACCUUACCACCAUGACCUGCCUUAUGGACGCUCCUACUGGAUGUGUUGUCGACGUACAGACAAGGAUACACCAGGCUGCCGUGUUGGGCUCCAUGAUAACAAUUGGGUUCAGCAGCCAGCUAACGGUUCCCAGCCUAUCCGCACCAGGAGGGAGGAGAGAAGGGAGGAGGCCAGGUAGAGAGGCAAGGAGGAGUUGUCCUCCUCCAUCAAAGUAACUCAUAUCUCCUCCAGCAUCCCUUGGUCUUCUUUCCUCUACUGUUAUUCAGAGAAAAAAUUUCAAAAGGACAGAGAGGAAUUGGCACUCCCAAGACUUUUUUUUUUCUCCAGUACUCCUUCCUCUUAUUUUGCCCUAAGUAGAAGGGAGAUUAGAGGAGGGGGAGAGGUGUGUUUCUCUCCCUGCCUUUUCAAGCCCUCCAAAAUCUCCCUCUCUCCUUUCUCUGCUCCGACGGUGGCGCUUCUUGAAAGUUUGCAUACCAGGGUUGGGGUCACCCCUGCUGCUCCUUCAGUCAGCUCUCUUGUCUCUUAUUGUAGUCAAGUUUCUUUCUAACUCUGUACUAGGUUAGUAGGCACCUUUCUAACUCUGUACUAGGUUAGUAGGUACCUCUUAAAGUCUGCAGUGUAUUUUACUAACACUCAUAAAGUGAUGCCUAGAAUUGUAAUGCCCUAGAGUCUAGGUACUGCUCCUGCUAUGGCCAACUCUUAGUUGUUCUGUUCUUUGUGGCGUAUUUUACCCAUAAUCAUUCAUGUUAGCUGUACAAUGCUGCUUUCAAGAAAUGAGCUGUACAGGCUCCUAAAGAUGUAACCUUUCAGUGGUGGAAUGUCCAGCAUUAAAGUGGAAAUGUGAUUGUAUCGAGCUAACUUUCUUAUGUGCGAGGUUGCCAUUCGUGCUGUACCUGACCUAUGCCAUGUGUUUCUUUUUCUAUGAAUGUGCUGUAAUGUGCUGUAGCUUUUCUGAACAGCCCCAAAUAAUGCUGCUGAAAUGGCUGCCUGUCACUGAUGUUAACUCUGUUGUAGCCAUACUGUUGGUCGGCGACAGCCCCGUUUCUUCCUUCUAGCCACUCUACUGGCAACUGAGAUCUGUUUUUCAUCCUCAUGCAGCUGACCCCAACCUUGUUUACCAGCUAUACGGAAGAGCCACAGACGACUUCCUGUUUUGUUGUUUUUUUUCCCCAGAAAAUGGGAGAUCAUUUAUUGAACUUAGACCAGAGGGAUUGAAUUGGAGGGAAAGAAGACUUGAUGUCACUUUGCAAAGGCCUGAUGUCACUUUGUAUGGUUUGAUUGACUUGCUUGUUUGCUAUUUUUAUUUGGUUGUUUUAUUGGGGUGUAUGUAAGAGAAUGUUUGCUGUUAUUCCCAUUUUUUCUCUUUUGGACUGUGGUUUCCCUGACUCAGUUUGACCCUGUCCUCACCCCUGCAAAUGAUUUUUAAGAAACUCCAUCUUUGUUUUAACACUGAUUCUCUCCACCCCUCUUCCCCUCCUUCCUCCCUGCAAUACGACAGAGGGCAAUGUUUGACUAAGCCGUUAUUAUCGCUUUGAGGCGGAUGAAACAAACCAGAGACCAUAGAAGCUCUAUACACCAGCUUCCAGCCUUAAAACCCCCCCUACCUCUUGCCCGCCCCAUAGGAUAGUGAGGUGUCAGAUACCUUACAAAGAUACAAACAUUAUUGGGAGUUGCACAGGAGCCCAUACGCAGGUAUGUCUCCAGUCACUAUAACGCUAAAAGAUCCACAACUCUUUUGUGCGAGUGUAGUUGGGUAAACUGAACAGUGCCUGGUGACAGUUCUGCCUCUUGAUUCUUUUGAAGAACCUCCUUUCUCUCUCCCCUCCACUGCGCCUAGUUUGUUAACCCCCACCCCCCACCCCCACCUCUGCAAACUGACAGACUGGACCUGACCUACAGAAUGAUGCUGAAACGCUGCAUGGAGGGGGAUAGACAGUGGGGGAGGCAUGGGAGAACCUGCAAGGUCUAGAUAUGUACAAUGCUGAUGGGAAAAUAUCUGCUUAAAUAAAAACAGAAGUGAUUAAACUGGAAAUCUGGACAACUGCCUUACGUUUGUGUGUGU
This is a messenger RNA of Lampris incognitus (smalleye Pacific opah), 4736 nucleotides long. RefSeq names its product F-box protein 46 (gene fbxo46). The record is from RefSeq and is a predicted model, not a curated record. The transcript has 3 exons. Gene Ontology annotation, biological process: intracellular signal transduction. Gene Ontology annotation, molecular function: protein binding. The coding region runs from base 516 to 2852 and encodes 778 amino acids. NCBI's taxonomy places the organism in Eukaryota, Metazoa, Chordata, Actinopteri, Lampriformes, Lampridae.